Molecule: messenger RNA, 3480 nt
Organism: Durusdinium trenchii
Lineage: Eukaryota; Dinophyceae; Suessiales; Symbiodiniaceae
Source: the annotation of a GenBank genome assembly
AUGUCUCUCACAUGGCUGGGAUGGUGGCGCACGCGUCGCACACGUCCCGCGCCACACGGGGGGUUCUUCGGGAUGUUUUUUCUUCACUUCUUCUUGAGCAUUUGGCCGGGAAGUGCGAUGAAUGGGACGGGAAGCGUCAACAGUACCUGCUUUGCAGAUGGCAUUCCUGCUGCUUUGCGCCGGAAUGUCUCGAAUGGGGCUGAGAGCUAUCCGCUCGGCCUCUAUGUGAUGGACUGGGCUGCGGGCUAUGCUACUUCGGCUGUGGCCCAAAUCCUCCUUGAGGAGAAGUUGGGAUAUGUGGUGCACCGGGGCAUUGGAAUUAGCACUCCAGAUGCCUUCUUCGCUUUGGCAGGGUGCUUGCAGCCGACGAACAGCACUGAUCGUGGUUGCGGCAGCGGGCCAACGAGCACCUAUUACCAUAUCAGCCUUGAGGGGUGGACCAUAGGAUAUUCGGAGCUCUGGACCGAGGUCCAACAGAACUUUCCGGACACGGCCCCCAGGCUGACGGGGACGAUGGGCUACAACGGAGAAACCUCCAUCUUCAUCCCAAAGACAGCAGUGGCGCGAGCCUACGAGGCAGAGGGGCGAUCCAUGGAUUUCUACCGGGACUUCAACGUCUCCUGGAACCGACCGUGGCAAUACUUUGGUUCAGCAUCAGAUGUGGACACGACGCGACUGAUGCGUUGUGAAGAUACCACCUUGGCAAGGGUCUCGAGCCUGAUGCGCGUCUAUGGUGAGUUGACAGGCGACUGGGACGGCCUGGUGAUGGAAGGCCCAGGCGAGUAUCGGGCCAAGUGCAUGGAUGACUACUUCUGGUACUCGCCGGCCUGUCGCGGCAACUCCUCCGAGUGCGUGCUGGUGCUGUCCGGUGGUACAGGUUGGUCUUUGGAAGAGUUUAUGCAAAAGGGAGCGGUGCACAACAUGCCUUUGGCGUUGUGUGUUGCCGCGAACUGGUCGGAGUACGCCAGCUUGCCCUCUGAUUAUACCAGCGCCUUCUAUUGGUGGACACCAGAUCCCACCUUCCUCAGGAUCGAUCCGAAGAAGAUUAUGUGGCCGCCUCACGACCGACGACAGGUGGCCCGAGGGGAUCGAACCUCGGCCAACGCCGACACGCCCAUCGAUAAAUACGUCAGCCAGGACUUGGGCGUCCUGGCGCCGGAUGCUGAAGAGCUGAUGCACGCCUAUUUGUUGGACAUCAGGGCUGUGAACGACAUGCUAGUGGACGGCCUGGAGGCCUCAGCUCCUGACUACCGCGAGAUCGCCUGUCGGUGGCUUCAAGCGAAUCGCGAGCUUUGGGAAUCAUGGAUUCCUGACAAGAGCAAGUGCUUCGCGCAGUUCGGUCUCUUCCAUGAACUGGACAAGCGGUUUGUCAAGACGCGUGCAGAUCCUACACACUUGACUUGCAGGGCUUGCCCUUCAGGUUUCUUCUCCAAGGAACUGGAAGACGGCUCUGGGGUGACCUUCAUUUGUGAAGAGUGCCCCAUCGGCAGCUCGCAAGCUUCUGGGGCUUCUUUGAGUUGCUUGCCUUGCGCAGCUGGGGAGUACCAGGAUACAACGGGCAGUUUAUCGUGCAAACGCUGUCCUUUCGCGACCUAUCAGGACGCCUAUGGCAGUAGCAACUGCAAAGACUGUCCAGCUGGAACCACCACCCUGGGCGUCGGCUCCUCCUCCUUGGAGGACUGUGGAUGCAAGUCUGGCAGCAUCAACCUGGCCGAGGCACCGAUGAUCUUCAAUUGCUCCAGGUGCGGAGAGGGCCUGGACUGUCCGACUUCCUCGAGCAUUGCAAACUUGCAAAGCGCCUCCUCUGCGGCAGGGGAGGACUUUGUGCCGCAGAUUGCUGCUGGCUACUUCGCGAGCGAGGAGGAGCCGAUGAAGGUCUACAAGUGCGCCCCAGCCAACUUCUGUCCUGGUGGUAGACCUGGCACCUGUACCGGCGGCCUGGAAGGCAUCCCCUGUGGGGUGUGCCCUAUGGCGAUGACCUGGAAGGAGACACGUUGUGAGGAAUGCGAUGGCGGCACCAUGACUGCGUGGUCUUUGGCUGCCGUCACCGGACUGGCAGGCUUGGCCAUUUCCUACCACGUCGUGAACACCUCGAUGACGGCGCAAGCAACGCCGCUCCAGACGGCCACGAUGUGCGGGCAAAUUUUGGUGAACGUCUUUCAGACGAUCGCGAUCUUGGGCAUGAUGACCGUGGCGUGGCCGGAAAUCUUCCAGACCACCUCCAAGAGCUUCAAGGUCUUCCUGUUGGAUUUGGAAAGCUUCAGCCUGAGCUGCGUGGCCGGAAAAUCCAGCCUUCAACAAUUUGCUGUGAGUACCCUGCUCUUCCCAUGUGCUGCUCUUUGGUUGCUCUUCCUCCAGGCAGCGUCGCAAUGUUUGCCUGACACCUGGCGCAAAUCGCGCCGUAAGUGGCCCAGAAGCAUCAACACCAUCGGUGUGUUCCUGGAAGCCGGCUUUGGCACGAUGUCUGCGGUGGGACUUCAACCUUUGAUGUGCUACUCGCACCCCAGUGGCCUUUACAGUGUCUUGAAGUUUCCCAACGUCAUCUGUCAAAGCGGCGACCAUGUGGCCAUGGUCAUCCUGGGCGUGGCACUGCUGUGCUUUGCACUGGCUUUCUUUUCCGCCUGUGUGAUGGCCUGCUGGAAGAUGCCAUCGUGGAGUUUAACCGAUGGACAUGAGUUGGUGCAAAGCUUCCGCUUUUUGACCUCCCAGUUUCGCAUGGACGCCUGGUGGUUUGGAGUUCUUCUCCCUUUGCGUGGCUUCUUCUUGAGCUUGUCUGUUGCGGUGGCCACAGAUUUGCCGCCGGCACAAGCGGCAGCUGCUGCGGUGGUCCUGGCAAUCUAUGCUCCAUUCCAGAUGCGUUGGUGGCCAUGGAAGGUGCCAUACAUCAAUCAGGCAGACCUGUGGAUGAAUAUUAUGCUUCUUCUCUUGGUAAACAGCUCAGUGGUGGUAGAAGGCAACACUUCAGUGGAAUGGAGGGAAUUUGGUCAGACCUAUGCUAUGUCGAUCAUGGCAUGUGUUGCUUUUGGUGCAUCUUUCAUGCUGGUCCGAACCCUGAUGGAGCUGUUGCAGAGGCAUGUGCUGAAGAUUGGAGGCGAUGAAUGGAUCGACCCGGCCUGCAAGGCGAUCAGCAAGAAGGCCUCACAAGCCUUACACCACUGUGCUGAACAGCUGAUGGAUAUUGAAGUGACCACUCUGGAGGGCCAACUGAUGCGGAUGAAUCCGUCUGACCUGAAUAUCAUCACUUCUUCCAUCACCUUGAUUUCCAUGGAGAUUUGUCCAAGCAGUGAACAGCAGCUCUUCCAUAUGCGUGUGGCCCUCCAAAGCUUCAAUCAACGGCUUACACGGCUGACAAUGCUUCAGAGCGCCCAGGAAUUUUUGCACCACGGAAGUGACGCAGUCGCGAAGGCGGAGAACUUCGAGGAGGAUCGUUCGGAAAAUGAGGAUGGUAGCGUUGGUGACCUGCAGAAAGUCAGUUUCUAA